This is a messenger RNA of Plenodomus lingam JN3, 1296 nucleotides long. Lineage: Eukaryota; Fungi; Ascomycota; Dothideomycetes; Pleosporales; Leptosphaeriaceae. The record is from RefSeq and is a predicted model, not a curated record.
AUGGCAGCAAAAGAGUGGGAAGGCGAGUUCGAUCCAAUGGCGGAUCCAGAAGAGCAAAGACAUCUCUUGUCCGUCUUGGAUUCAUUCCGAUCCUACCGCCGCCUAGCGCACUUUAAUGGCACUCAUGUGCGUCGACAGGCGUUUUACUCCUUACCACAGGAGCACUGGAUGCUUUUGUCCAAACCACCCUUUUCCAUCCUGGAUUCGCUAUCCAAGUUGGACGACUUGAUCGAUGGCAAUGCAGAGUUGGCUGAAUCCAUAUUCGUGGCUGGUUUCAAGGCUUUCCUUGCGCCGACGAUGGAUAGUGACUGGGUUGCUUCCAUAGUGCCUGAAAAGUAUGCACACGACGAGUACCGGAUCUACUCGAUUGUGAUGGAUCACUUGAAUGUGCAGACGUCCAAGACUGACCUGGAAAAGGCAAGAAGCUGCAUCCAUCAAUUCUACCGGGAAUGGAGUGCAGAAGGCGCAAUCGAGCGAUCCCAGUGUUUCGAACCAGUCAUCUCCGCUCUACAAGUCGAGUUUACGUCGAGAGCGGAAAUGGAUCCCGCCCUGGAUCGUGCAGCGUUCAAGGUUCUCGCUCCUGGCGCUGGUCUGGGCCGCUUCGUCUUUGAUGUAUGCUGUGCUGGCUUCAGCGUCGAGGGCAACGAGAUUUCCUACCACGAACUCAUGGCCAGUUCCUUUCUAUUGAAUCACGUGCAGGGUGCCAGGGCCUUCAAGAUUGCGCCCUUUGCCCUCAACGGCUCGAACCACGUGUCGCGCGCCGAUCAAUUCCAGACAUGCCAGAUACCAGACAUCAACCCAAGUGACGAGUUGUCGCGAGCUCAGCAGUCCAGUGUCCCUGGUCAUGAACGGAUGAGCAUGGCAACGGGCGACUUUUGCGUUGUCUACAAGAGCAUGGAAUAUGCAGGUUCAUUCGAUGCGGUGACGACGGUCUUCUUCAUUGACACGGCGCCGAACCUGAUUCGCUACAUUGAAACUGUGCGCAACUGCCUCAAGCCCGGCGGAGUAUGGAUCAACCUCGGUCCACUGCUGUGGCAUCAUGCAGCACGAAAGGACGACGAGGGUGACAAGAAUCAGAGGCAGCACGACGGAAAGGGUGGAGCAGGCGAUGCAGGCAUUGGGGACCCAGGCUCUGUCGAGCUGACCAACGAGGAAGUGAUUGGACUUGUCGAACAUUUUGGAUUUUCAGUAGAACGGCAUGAUGAGAAGAUGUGCGAGACGGGGUACAUUAGCAAUCCGCGUAGCAUGUUGCAGAGCACGUAUCGACCGUCGUUUUGGAUAGCCAGGAAGCAGUGA